This is a messenger RNA of Ananas comosus (pineapple), 2112 nucleotides long. Its product is annotated as protein FIZZY-RELATED 1-like. The record is from RefSeq and is a predicted model, not a curated record. NCBI's taxonomy places the organism in Eukaryota, Viridiplantae, Streptophyta, Magnoliopsida, Poales, Bromeliaceae. Gene Ontology annotation, cellular component: anaphase-promoting complex. The transcript is spliced from 10 exons. The coding region runs from base 98 to 1645 and encodes 515 amino acids. Gene Ontology annotation, molecular function: protein binding; ubiquitin ligase activator activity; anaphase-promoting complex binding. Gene Ontology annotation, biological process: positive regulation of anaphase-promoting complex-dependent catabolic process; positive regulation of ubiquitin protein ligase activity; anaphase-promoting complex-dependent catabolic process.
AAGGGCACUAAAAAGCCCCAAAUCCGUGGAUCGUCCUCCUCCUCCUCCUCCUCCAUCGUGUUCUUCGACCUUCUCCUCCACCUCUCUCUCCCCAUCCAUGGAGAACCCUAGCUCCUCUUCCUUCUCCUCCUCCUCGUCGUCGAAGCCCAACACCCCUUCUUCGAUCCCCAAGCCCCACCUCCACCUUGAAACCCCUCCUCGUCCCUUCUCCUCCCUCGCGUCCUCCUCCUCCGCCGCCUCCUCCUCCCGCACCAUCUACAGCGAUCGCUUCAUCCCCAGCCGCUCCGGAUCCAACUUCGCGCUCUUCGACCUCUCCCCGCCCCCGCGCCGCGCCGCAUCGUCGUCGUCCUCGCCGUCCCCUUCGUCCUCCUCGGAUCCGGCGAGGGAGGAGGGGUCCAGCGCCUACGCCGCGCUCCUCCGCUCCGUGCUCUUCGGCCCCGAUGGCGCCGCCGCCGCCGCCCCCGACACCCCCGAUCGAUCCUCUGCUCUCGACGGGCGCGUCGCUUCCUCGUACGGCUCCUCUUCGUCGUCCUCGUCCCCCUUCUCCACUCCCAGUAGGAAUAUCUUUAGGUUUAAGUCCGAGGUGCCGAGGGUUUCGAGCAGAGCCUUGUUCGAGGACUCUUUUCAUGGGGCUCUCCCCACCCCCCCCAAGGGGCCCAGGAAGGUCCCGCGAUCUCCGUUCAAGGUGCUCGAUGCGCCGGCGUUACAGGACGAUUUCUAUCUGAACCUUGUGGAUUGGUCUUCUCAUAAUGUGCUUGCGGUGGGUCUGGGCAAUUGCGUCUAUCUAUGGAAUGCUUGUAGCAGCAAGGUCACGAAACUCUGCGACUUGGGUGUCGAUGACAGCGUCUGCUCUGUCGGGUGGGCGCAGCGUGGCACUCACUUGGCUGUCGGGACGAACCAGGGGAAAGUUCAGAUAUGGGAUGCCUCUCGCUGUCGGCGUAUUAGAACAAUGGAGAGCCAUCGCAUGCGAGUUGGGGCUCUAGCAUGGAGUUCUUCACUGUUAUCUUCUGGUAGUCGUGACAAGACAAUACAGCAGCAUGAUAUUCGUGCCCAGGAAGAUUAUGUUAGCAAGCUUGUCGGGCACAAAUCAGAGGUUUGUGGACUAAAGUGGUCUUAUGAUAACCGUGAACUUGCAUCAGGUGGAAAUGACAAUAGAUUAUUUGUAUGGAAUCAACAUUCGACACAACCCGUGCUUAAGUACUGUGAGCACACAGCAGCUGUAAAAGCUAUUGCCUGGUCACCACAUCUUCAUGGGCUUCUUGCAUCGGGCGGCGGUACUGCAGAUAGAUGCAUCCGCUUUUGGAAUACGACCACCAACACUCACUUGAGUUGCAUGGAUACUGGCAGUCAGGUCUGUAACCUUGUGUGGUCAAAGAAUGUUAAUGAACUUGUUAGUACCCACGGAUACUCUCAAAACCAAAUUAUUGUCUGGCGAUACCCGACAAUGUCAAAGCUUGCUACACUGACUGGCCAUACUUAUAGAGUCUUGUAUCUCGCUAUCUCUCCUGAUGGACAGACUAUCGUGACAGGUGCUGGUGAUGAAACACUAAGGUUUUGGAAUGUGUUUCCUUCUCCUAAGUCACAGACUUCCGACAGCCUAAGCGAUAUCGGAGCCACUUCAUUCGUCAGAAGUCACAUCCGAUGAUCUCAUGUACUGGUUUUUUGUUUUUUUUGGGUACCACGAAGCUCCAACUGUAAAGCUAUCAGUUUUUGGUUAUCUGAUAACAGCUUUACCUACAAAGGGUGGUGAUCAUCAGCAACAAAAUGACUUGUUUUAUAUAUGCUGCUUUUACUCCGCCACGCCGGCAUUAUCUCGUGCCGCUUUCGCUCCUCAGACCAUCUCAUCAACCUUAGUCAUGCUAACUAACCAAGGUCAUCGGAACCUUGCAAACUAUCCAUGAUGAAUCGAUCGGCAAUCAUUUAUUUAUUUAUGGUCAUAUUCCUCCAUCUUUAUUUCGCCGAUAAUUGUAGAUAUCUAAUGGUAACAGCUGUGGCAAUGAGUAUGUGCUGUACUGAGAACUGUUUUGCAUCAUCAUAUUCUGGCCUCUAUCAUGUCUCCCAUGUGGAUUUUUUCAUCGAUAUAUUUCAACUAUAAUUAUACAUUGCGUCUCC